CCAGGCCAGUGUCAAUCAGUGUCAGUAGCCUCUUCUUGUUACCACGUUGUCUUUACAUGGAUGGGAGCAGUCAUCCGAUCCGGAGGGAGCGGGUCCUCAUCCAAGGAGUCUGUCAUGUUGCACCGUCAUGUUUCUACAGUAGCCCAGAAUGGACAAACCUAAACACUGGCUCAAGACAGAACUUGUCGUGUUAUGGCAUUUGUGAUUCAAUUGUACAGCAGAUUUCUCUUACUCUUAGCCACACAUAGUCCUAGACUAGUAGGCCUAUCUUUUAAGCGUUGUUAUUACACAAAGGCUGAAAUAAGUGAGUGUAGAUUAAUACAUUUACUAAACUUCCAAGCUCUACAAUUUCUGUUAAGCAAGGCAUUAGCAAUAAGCAACACCCAGCUUAAUUCCCACAUUUAUACAUUGUACUGUGUAUGAUUUUCAUAUUAGACUGCAUCACUUUGCAGACUCCUUGCAGUUUAGGCCUCCAGACUAGAGAUAAGAUAGGUGUGGGAGAUAUGAUGUGUGAUGGGGGUAUGUUGUGCAAACUAUGAAGUGUUGACUAGCGACCAGUUUUUAUAUUAUCCUACGUGUUUUAUGUAAAUAUAAAAAUGUAUUUCAUUUUUUUAAAGAUAAAAACUAUGAUACAUAUAAUUGUAUUAAUAAAAUAUGAUUUGAUAAAAUAUAAAGCAUACUUACAUGCACUUAUUUUGCCUUAAUGUACAAUUCAAAGUGCAGCACUGAUAUACGGGUGUUAUAUGUAUAUUAAAUCUGUUCAUCCAAGUAUAUAUUUAAAUCACAUUAAAAGUGUGCUAGAAGAUAUAUUUUGAAAUGCAUUACUUUAACUUUAACUUGUUUCAAAAACAAUCCAAACACAGUCCUCGCUCUGUAAAUGGAAAACAAACAAAGUGGCUCAGGCCAAGCCAUACACUCUUCUAGCCAAUCAACACGGAAGGGAUAUAAUUUGAGCUCAAAUAUCAACAUUUUACCAGAAUCGUGGACUGUGCCUUUAAGUAUUAAGUACUGUGUUGUACUAUUAACAAAUAAUUUUUUCACGAUUUCUUAAAUGUGGGUUACGUCAAUAGUAUGAAUAGUAUAGUAGUAUUGCAUUGCAGUGAGUGUGUCAUCAGAUUAUGUCAGUGAAAUUAUCUAGUGAUCUUUUAAUAAUGAGAAAUGACACCAAACACACACUGAUCGCUGCAAAGAGAAAACAAGCAUGAUGAAGUUGUUGUCUGUUUACUAUCCUGGUCCUUCAACCCGGUGACAUACCUCAUAUUAGUGACUUUGUCAUUAGAACUAAGAAAAAGUCCUCAGAGAAAACAUCCCAUUUUAGUUUUGCCUCAGAGAAAGUGAAAGUGAAAGUAGGCACAUUGUGGCAAACUCUGCCACUGAAGCAAUAGAGCGAACCCUGAGGCAAUCAGCACAAAGGUGUGAUCCCAAACUCAGUGGCUACCAGUUGUUGCCAUCAUUAUUAUUAACCACUGUUUGAAAUCGAACAGAUGGCCUACGCCUGUGAUGUGGGCCUUAAUCCCUCAAACCAGGACAGGGUUAAGGCUCAUCAGCAGUUCCUUCCAUAGAAGGUCAGAUGAUAUCACCCUUCAUAAUCCCACAGUUUCUGGAUCGUUAACCCAACCCAAUGGAUGGGCACGUAGUCAUUCUACAUGAUAUACAGCCUAAAGCAUAUUUAAAGUUGCUUGAACCAAACUUAGUUGCUAGUGAGGAGCAAGCCACACUUAAACAGACCCUAACAUGCAGCCGAUGCAGGAGUAUUUAUUUAGGACUCUCUACCGGCUGAAGCUAGUGAGUUCUCCUAAUCUAAGUCAGUUGGGGAAGAGUGAGAAAGCCUCCUUGGAGGACAGAGGAACUGGUCCUAAUGCAGUCUGGAACAGCAUCCACAAUGCAGUUAUUGGUGUGUUCCAGAGGAAGGGCUUGGCUGACAAUGAACUUUAUGUCCUAAACGAGGGUGUGAGACAGCUGUUGAAAACAGAGUUGGGCUCCUUUUUCACAGAGUACCUUCAGAAGCAGUUACUGACAAAAGGAAUGGUCAUUUUACGUGACAAAAUCCGUUUCUAUGAAGGUCAGAAAUUACUGGACUCGUUAGCAGAGACAUGGGACUUCUUCUUUGGGGAUGUCCUCUCCAUGCUUCAAGCCAUAUUCCAUCCAGUUCAGGGGAAAGAGCCCUCUGUGAGACAGCUGGCACUACUGCACUUUCGGAACACCAUCACCCUCAACAUGAAACUGGACGAGGCGAUGUCUCGACCCCGCGCCCGUGUCCCCCCCUCCAUAGUCCAGAUGCUCCUGCUACUGCAGGGCGUUCACGAGUCUCGAGGAGUGAGUGAGGAGUACGUCCGCCUGGAGGCGCUGAUCCAGAGGGUGGUGUCUCCUUACCUGGGGACUCAGGGACUGCGCUCUCAUGAAAAUUCACUCUCAGAAUGUUCUUACACAUUAGAGAAGCAUUUGCACUGGUCUUGGUCAAAGUCAGGUGACGCACACGCCAGCAACCCUGUUGUGCGCUCUAAGAGCUACAACAUCCCCAUGCUGACGCCAGUGGUUGAGUACGACUCAGAGGUGGGCUCUCUGAGCAGCGUGGGCCUUCGCCGCCACUCCGCCUGUGAGGUCAUUUCCUGCUUGGAGCAUCCGGACUACCCUAAUGUGGACACUGGUUCAACCCCCAGACUAUCCCUUGAACAUGACGUCCCUUUGCGAGGGCCUUCUGUCCAGCCAGGUCUUCUCUCGUCAGCCAUCUUCCCUCCACAUUGUGCAGGGGCCCUCCACACAGUCAGCAGCCAGCCCUGUCACCCCGACCUGGCCAAGGGCCUCUCCUCACCAGCCAGCUGCUCCUCAAGUCCUGAGACCAUCACUGUUGAAGGUCUAGAUUCCCUGGAUUCUGAUCAGGAUGGGAUCUUCAUUGACUUCUCUCACUGCCGCUCAGAUUCAUAUGGGGCCACUCAUCAGACCAGCUGACCCACGGAUGACAGAUGAUCUCAAUGUUCUCCUCAUACAUUUCACCUACACCCACCAGAAAAGAUGUUAAAAUUUUAGAUGUUUGUUCUCAACCUCAGUUCUCUUUCAUGAGGAUCAAGAUCAUGAUGCAAUCCUUCUUGUUCAUCUUAGUUUGUCAUGUCACUUUGAGGUUAAGGGCAGGGUGCUAAGCUUUUUUAUAGAAUUUCCCAAAAUUCUUUUUCCUCAGAAAUCCAGAUAGAGCUUCUGAUCUUCUGACUUUUCAUGCUUUCUAGUUUUUUAUGAGUUUUGAGGAUAUUAAUUGAUGAAUAAAUGUAAAUGAUGCUUUGUUCAUAUUUCCAUGAAGUUAAAAUCAUGUAAAAUAUUUUGGCCUUUCCUUUUUUAUUAAUGCAGUUUGAAACUGACAUGAAUUUUACACAAUCAAAACAUUUUAAAUAUUGACCUUUGAAUAUUUGAAGUUGAAAUGUGAUUAUUUAAAUUAAGUUAGUCAGUUUGAUAGGUUUUGAUAGUUACUUUAAGGGUAGAAAUUAAUUUCGGGUGUUAUCUUUGCUUCAAGUUUUGCUACAAGUAACGAACCAAACAUAAGAAAUAAAAUUACAUAAAUGUA
Molecule: messenger RNA, 3553 nt
Organism: Clupea harengus (Atlantic herring)
Lineage: Eukaryota; Metazoa; Chordata; Actinopteri; Clupeiformes; Clupeidae
Gene: prr5a
Product: proline rich 5a (renal)
Biological process (GO): TORC2 signaling
Cellular component (GO): TORC2 complex
Source: RefSeq, a predicted model, not a curated record